Pochonia chlamydosporia 170 is the source of this 1317-nucleotide messenger RNA. RefSeq lists its product as hypothetical. The coding region runs from base 1 to 1317 and encodes 438 amino acids. Gene Ontology annotation, molecular function: RNA polymerase I core promoter sequence-specific DNA binding; TBP-class protein binding. The transcript has a single exon. Gene Ontology annotation, cellular component: RNA polymerase I core factor complex. Gene Ontology annotation, biological process: nucleolar large rRNA transcription by RNA polymerase I. Lineage: Eukaryota; Fungi; Ascomycota; Sordariomycetes; Hypocreales; Clavicipitaceae. The record is from RefSeq and is a predicted model, not a curated record.
AUGCCUGCGCCGCGUAAUUUGGCCAAGCGUAAACGGGUGGAUUCAGGAAGUUAUGAUAAGAGGCAUGGUGGCUCGCGUCCACCACAUUUGCCAACAACUACAAUCAACCCGUUUAGCCGCUCUCCAGGGGAGAUACGUCAGUUUUCUCUCGCCGGGCUCAAAGACACCGACGAAGACCCAACACGUGAGGUUGAACACUUCCCUCACCGGGGGAUAAAGUAUGAAGCAUUUGAAUUGGGUACGUCUGAGGGAGAAGAGUAUGUGGCUGGAACAGUGGAAUCACAUCCCGCAGAGUUGAAGCAAAUGGCCAAAGACCACGGAAAACGAACUACCCAGAGACGAGAGAGGCCAGAAUUACCAAGAAAUCGAUUGGAUGUACUGCUGAGAUCUAUCCACCGAUUCCUCGAUAGAGGGGAAAUAACAAAAUCAGCAAGAUUGUUCAGUAUCAUUCUGCAGCUCCGCCCAGACAGCCGGCCACUUGAUAUUCGUCAACACAACUUAUGGGCAAUCGGAGCCGAAAUAAUCAUGAGACAAGGCGAGGACGUAGCUCUAUUUCGUCAAGGACCAGAAAGUCGUAACACCGAAAACAGUGAUGCGACGCCAGGAUUAGCAUCUGGACCAGCAAGCUACAGACACAUUCGCAUCCCGAGAAGAUGGGGUUCACCAGCCAAUGUCAACAAACUAAAGGCCUAUCUUGAGACCCUCAUAAAGAAACAUCCAUACGACCACAAAUUUCCUAGAAACACAUCGGCAUUAGAUUUUCAGCUUACAUUAUUUAGCUGUGAGUUAUACAGCUGCCAUGCCAUGUACUCCUCAGCAUGUUCAUCUAUUUGUAAUGAGUCAUUCGAGUGGACAGAGGUAUCGUCGCAAGAAGGAGGCCAGUACUCUGGAGGCGAGUAUGAGGAUCGGCUUGGAGCUGGGGUUGGGCUUGAGCAACCCUUUUCGCACACGCGACCACAGAAGCAAAGGAAACGUGGCAGGCUACAUGCAUACGACACUAUGAAAGAUGUUGCCAAGAGAAUGGACUCGCUUAUCAAUGAACUACCCUACUCGAAAAACGUUCUCUUCCUUCGACUGCGGGCGACAGUGUCCCUUUUCAUUGCCGACCUUCUGACUCCGGAAAUAGGCAACGCGAACGAGAUAUUCGCGGCUAAGGAGCUGGAGAAAGAAAUCGCCAGCAGCAUGUUGCAAAGGGUUAUGGAUAGUGGUGGGCAGACUGCCAUACCGUUGAUGGAUAUCAUUGGCCAGUGUGGAGGACUGGAUUUGGAAUCACAACGUCGCCGAUUCUAUGCAUCACUACCAAUUCGAGGCAGCUGA